Acanthosepion pharaonis is the source of this 1500-nucleotide messenger RNA. The record is from the annotation of a GenBank genome assembly. NCBI's taxonomy places the organism in Eukaryota, Metazoa, Mollusca, Cephalopoda, Sepiida, Sepiidae.
AUGGGAUGUUGUAUAAAGAAACCAUCAGUUCGCCGGGAACCAAAAGAGGAUGGCAGAUCUCCAGAUAGGGCCUCCGAAGCAGUGGGAUAUACACCUUCACGUAGGGAUCUUCCCCCUGUUCCUAUUGUGCCUAGCCGCCCAGAUGCUGUUAUUGUUCGUGCACUGUAUGAUUUUGAGGCCAUCACUGAAGAAGACUUGUCUUUCCAAAAAGGUGACCGACUUGAAAUUGAAGAAACUGGACAAAGUUGUGAUUGGUGGGUUGCUUAUCACUUGACUACCAAAAAAAAAGGUUACAUUCCAAGUAAUUAUGUGACCAAAGAUGAUAAUUCUCCACAAGCCCAAGAUUGGUGGCAAGAUCUUGACAGGAAGGAAGCAGAUAAACAACUUCUCCUCCCUGGAAAUGUCCCUGGCACUUUUCUUGUGCGCUACAGUGGAGAUAAACAAACUUAUGUAUUAUCUGUGCGUGAUUAUGAUCAGGAAAAUAAUGAUAUAUCAGUCAAACACUACAGAAUUCGCACUUUAGACCGAGGAGGAUAUUUUAUCAGUCCUCGCCGAACUUUUAAUGACAUGAUAGAAUUAAUUAACAAAUAUUCACAACAGGCUGAUGGUCUGUGUUGCCGAUUAACAAAAGUGUGUCCUAAAGAACGACCUAUUGUCCAUUUCCGAGAAAUUGAGGUUAGCCGAGAAUCUGUGAAACUUUUAAAUAAACUUGGUCAUGGCUGCUUUGGAGAAGUUUGGCAAGGUAAGUGGAAAAAUUCAGUGGAUUGUGCUGUGAAAAUGCUGAAACCAGGCACAAUGUCCCCUGAGGCAUUCCUUGGAGAGGCUCACAUCAUGCAUAAAUUACGACAUCGAAAACUGGUGCAACUGAUUGCUGUCUGUAGUACUACAGAACCAAUCUACAUAAUUACAGAACUUAUGUGUAAUGGUGCACUGCUGGAUUACCUAAGAAAAAAUGAAUGCAGCCCCAAUCGACUUACCAUCCAAACUUUGGUGGAAAUAGCUGCUCAGGUCUCUGAUGGAAUGGCUUAUUUGGAGAAUAGUAAUUUUGUACACAGAGAUCUCCGAGCAGCCAAUAUUUUAGUUGGAACCAAUAAUACCGUGAAAGUGGCAGAUUUUGGGCUGGCACGGUUAAUUUCUGAUGAAAUAUAUGAAGCUCAGGAAAAUACGAAAUUCCCUAUAAAAUGGACAGCUCCAGAAGCUGCAUUUGAACGAAAAUUUAGCAUAAAAUCAGAUGUGUGGUCAUUUGGUGUUCUGCUGUAUGAAAUCAUUACUUUUGGACGUGUACCUUAUCCAGGAAUGACUGGAAAUGAGGUGCUCCACAAAGUGGAUCGUGGCUAUCGAAUGCCUAAACCAACCAAUCCAAGUGAAUGUCCAGAUUCUUAUUACGAAGUGAUGUUGCUUUGUUGGAACCAGAAUAUUGAUUCACGUCCUACAUUUGCAUAUUUGCAUUCCUAUUUUGAUGACUAUUUUGUCUCAGUAGAACCAAAUUAUGUUGGAUGA